GGAACUGGCAUAUCCAAAGCCAGAGUUGGUUCUGUAGCUGGGAGCAAUGAAAUUGUUUUGGCUGAGUCUGUUGUUCGUGGGCCUGUGGCGUCCAAGUCGGAGUCAAGAGGAGAAUGAGUUGAAUGUGCGGCGGAUAAUGAGGGAACUGGAAGUAAUACCAGAGAUACUGGAUGAGGCACCAAAGGAUCUACUCAGGGCAAAAUACGACAACACCAUUGACAUUGAGGAGGGCAAGACCUACACACCCAAAGAGCUGAAAUUCCAGCCGAAACUCGACUGGAAUGCGGAUCCUGCAUCCUUCUACAGCGUCAUUAUGAUAUGUCCCGAUGCACCCAAUCGAGAGAAUCCCAUGUACCGCUCCUGGCUGCAUUGGCUAGUGGUGAAUGUGCCCGGCAUGGAUGUGAUGAAGGGUCAACCCAUAUCCGACUACUUUGGGCCUCUGCCUCCCCGGGACAGCGGCUUGCAGCGGUACCUCAUCCUCGUCUAUCAGCAGUCGGAUAGAAUGGACUUUGACGAGAAGCGAAUGGAGCUGAGCAACGCCGAUGGGCACAGCAAUUUCGAUGUGGCAAAGUUCACACAGAAAUAUGAGAUGGGUUCGCCAGUGGCUGGGAAUAUCUUCCAAUCGAAGUGGGAUGAAUAUGUCCCCGAGCUGAUGAAGAUGCUCUACGGCGUCUCUGAUUGAGGAGAGAUGGCAGAGAAUUCCAUUUCCAUUUAAUAUUUCUGCUAUAAUUAUUCGUUGUAUUAUAUUAAUUACUUCAUAAAUGAAUUUAGUUAGCUGAGAGCAUUCCCAAA
Messenger RNA from Drosophila obscura, 792 nucleotides. It is a transcript of the gene a5, whose product is annotated as putative odorant-binding protein A5. The transcript is spliced from 2 exons. Bases 47 to 682 code for a protein of 211 amino acids. The record is from RefSeq and is a predicted model, not a curated record. NCBI's taxonomy places the organism in Eukaryota, Metazoa, Arthropoda, Insecta, Diptera, Drosophilidae.